AUGCCUGCUGGACAAGUGCCUCAUGCUGAUAGUGGACGGAGUGGCCACAGGUUUUUGGCACCAACUGUUAUCUAUGUAGUCAAGCUCAUCCACCCUUUGUUGUACCAGCUAAGCUUAUGCUAUGAAAAGGUUAAGUCUGAGAAAAACAGGAUCUUGAAUGACACCCUUAGUUCUACCAUACUACUGAUGGAUAGGGACACAGUAUUCUCCCUAGUCUUUUCCAUAGGCAGGAGAAGCUUGUGCAGCAACUCUUUCAAGAUAUAUUCAGUUCCUCAAGUAAGGUUAUCUCCUUUCUCGAACUUGGUGAUAACAGUAAGGAAACAGGCAGAUCUUAUCAAAUAUAGAAGAAAAGGUGGCAAGAAUAACGUGGAUAGUCACAUGUUGGGGGAGGAAGCUAAACAAAUUGGAAAUAAGAGAAGGAAGAAUGCCCAACACACAGGUUCAGUUGUGACACAAGCACCACACUUUGAUGGAUAUCAAUGGAGGAAGUAUGGACAGAAGUGGAUCUCCAAAGCAAAGCAUUCUAGGAGCUACUAUAGAUGUGCCAAUAGUAAAGACCAAGGGUGUCUUGCAACUAAGACAGUCCAACACAAGGAAUCAGAUGGAAGCGCUGGAACAGUGAGGUUGUUCGAUGUUGACUAUUACGGCCAGCACAUUUGCAAGAAGGAUGACAUAAUCCAUCCAUAUGUUGUUGAGACAACAAAAUAUAGUGCACCAAUUGUCAAUCAUAACCAAAGCAUUAGUGGGUCAACAGUUGUUCAUAAUGAUGUCCUUGGAAUUCAGGAUGAAAGCUUUGAAAACUUAUUCAUGGUGCCAAGCACGCCAGAAUAUUUGAUAGAUUUCACAGAUAUUGAAAUGGCAGGGGCACUUGAGGUUACCUCUAUGAUGAUCCCUGAAGAUAUAUGGGCGUAA
Messenger RNA from Miscanthus lutarioriparius, 912 nucleotides. The record is from the annotation of a GenBank genome assembly. Lineage: Eukaryota; Viridiplantae; Streptophyta; Magnoliopsida; Poales; Poaceae.